AGAGGGCUAAAAUGCGAAUAUAAUUAACUUCAUAACCAGUUUCAAGUUACCAUUUAGGGAACACAACUCGUUAAGUGGCGGUCCCUAAGCUGGAGCUCAAGUACCUAAAUAUCCCGCUCGCGAUUUAGAGUAUUUAGGAGUAAUCUGCGGGCCUGAGCGGAGCGAGUGCAGUACGCAUCCUCAGCGCAUGAUCGAGCGACGACCGGGCCGGAGUAUCCACUCAGUACCCUCCUCGCCGCCACCGCCGCCGGUCGUCUCGCACGAGCUCGCGACAGCCCCCCCAACACCGACCGACCCUCUCAAACGCAAGGGUGAACCGCCCCCAUGCGAUGGCUAGCCACCACGCGACUCGCCCAACCUGCAAACGCUUAUAGUGCUUAAAAUAAUUUCGUGCAACGAACUUGUGAGAGUUCACAAUCGUGAUUUAAAACACCUGUGGCGAUAUCAGCAGCAGUAAAACCGCCAAAAUGAGACAAGAUAGCGAUGCCUCGGCGUUAGCUGAACGAAUAGCCGCGUUCAAGAGCGAUCCGGAAAAACUACGACAGGCAUCAGAAUUUGUUGACGAACUCAUACAACAAGCAAAAAAAGAGGCUGAACUUAAACAAAAAGAGAAAGAAAGAAGUAAAUUCGAAUCCCAAGAUCUGAGUCCGGGCAACAUGAAGAGGCGGCUGGGUCGAGCGCGGGGCUUCGUUCUCCGCAUGUUCGACGCGCUAUGCAACUGCACGCAGACCGCUGCUGCCGCCGCUGCACGCUCCACAGCCCGCAACAAUCCCUUCACAAAGCGCUAACCCGAUCGCAACUCACCUGUUCAUCAUUAGCGCGAGUACUGACCGAGUCACAAUAGAAAAUCUAAAGUACGCCCCUCUUCUAACUUUACCCAAUAAGUUAUAUGGAGCGUUUGCGUUGAAAGAUUGAUGAACUAGAACAAUUUUCUGAUAAAAAAACUUUACCAACCCGAUUGUCCUUCAGGAAAGUUUAUUGUACGAGCUAACGCAUUGGAUAGUGAAGGCCCUUUAUUUUCGUCUAGAAGAGGAGCUUUAUCAACUAUGUAAGAAAAGUUUAAAGUAUUAAGGAUGUGGGUAACAUAUCUUUAAGUGAGACGAGAGAGAAUUAGCAGGGGAUUUAGUAGUAACUAUGGAAGAACAGAAUCUUGAUGUUGAAGUUUUGAACCUUAUCUACCUUACCAAUUGCAUUGACGAGUCAAAGAGCUACACAUAACCCUAACGGGAUAUUAAGAUUUAUAUUCUGUUCAUCGGGAGAAGUAAAUGGAAUGGAAAAGCGAAGAUUUUUAGGCACACUGAAGAAUUGACAACGUUUUGUCCAGUCGUGCGUGUCUGGCGUCUGUCUAUUCGAUGAAGGUCGAAGGUUCGUGUGGAAUCUCAAAGGGAUCGCUCGAUUAGGAUUUUUAUGGACAUUUGACAAUAUUAAUCUAGGACAAACUACAUGACAUGAAUAUCAUAUUUGCACAGAGAAAAAAUAAGAAAUAAUGAAAUAAGUUGGAUGUUUUUUGGAUGCCAUUGUGGUAAGGAAUUUACAAAUGUACAUACGAUCCAGAAUCAACAAAAUAAGGGUCAAGAUUUUUCCGAAAGUUUUUGGACGUAUUGGGUUAGGUACCAAAUUUUUACGUUAAAGCUCUUUGCCUUGUCAGUGUUCUAUUCUGGUUUCUCCUUAAAUCGGUACCUUCGUGUCUUCCUUAGCAUAAUAUAGUCCCCCAAUGUAACAUGGUGUUUUGUGAUCGGUGUGAUGACGCUUAUAGACGUAAGUUAGAAUAGCAAUAUCUUGUAGGUCUAGGAACUCUGUCUACGUUUAUAAUCAUUGGAUAUUCAUGUGUUCUAUGAUUUAUUUUGGAAAUGUAUAUACACAGUAUAUUCGAUUUUUAUAUGCCGUAUACCUGUCGAUUGCUAUAACAUUUACCUUAUAUUUGAAAGUUUGGUACCUACAUGUUCUUGUAUAUUUUCAUAAUUCUUUGAAAAAUUUGUGUUACUUACUUAUUUGUCUAUAAGUAAAACUUUCCAUUCACAAAUGUGUAGUUUGAAACGUAUUUUGGUUAUAGUAUAUAAGAUAAUAAAUAAAUGUACUUCUAUGAAUCCGCACAAUGAAUUUCUUAUAGAAUUGAUUUAUAAAGAUGCUCAAACGGUUUACCUGCUAUAUUAACUUUAUACGUACCUACGUCUAUUUAUUUAAUAAUACUUUUAAAAAUAAUUUAAUAUAUUUGCUUAAUAUAUUUACAUUUUUAAUCUUUUUUAUAUUUAUUGCAACUUACAUUAUUUUUCACUGCAAAUAAAAUACACAACUUUUUAUUAAGAAAAUAAAAUAAAAUAUAAAUGUUGAACAGUCUGUAAUGCUGUGUAGUUUUGUAGUCUUAAAAAGCAAUGUAAAAAUGAAACAAAAUAAUAAAUACUGGAGCUUGAAAUUAGGAAUAAAUUAUGUGUCUUAUAACAAUUAUAACAAAAAAAAUUGGAAAUAUAGUACCUAUUGAAAUUUAUAUUUUUCAAUGUGAAAAUGAUAAGUGUACAGUUUCAGAGCGUUCCUUCUUGGUGUAUCAAAAUCUAUGUUAAAAAUAAAACACUUAAAUAAAUGUUCAAUGUGAUAUCCUGCCUGUAUUCUCUACCUGUAAUUCCUGUGUGAUUCUUACAUUUUCUUCUGAAAUAAAGUGAUUUUGUAAUUUA
Messenger RNA from Pectinophora gossypiella (pink bollworm), 2669 nucleotides. RefSeq lists its product as uncharacterized. Lineage: Eukaryota; Metazoa; Arthropoda; Insecta; Lepidoptera; Gelechiidae. The record is from RefSeq and is a predicted model, not a curated record. The transcript has 3 exons. Bases 468 to 788 code for a protein of 106 amino acids.